This is a messenger RNA of Owenia fusiformis, 791 nucleotides long. NCBI's taxonomy places the organism in Eukaryota, Metazoa, Annelida, Polychaeta, Sabellida, Oweniidae. The record is from the annotation of a GenBank genome assembly.
CUGUGGAUUACACCAGAUAUUCAUCCUUCGUCGGAAGGCACCAGGAUCUAUUUCGCUAAAAUGAAGUUAUCAGUAAUUGGACUGUUUAUAUGUGUGCUGGUAUGUAUAGCAUCCGUAGUAGAAUCGUCCCCUUACAGAUCAGGCGGCGGAUUGAUGGGUGGUUUCAAAUUUACUCCAAAUGGAAACAUGAGGUUUAAAUUCAUGAAUAAGAGAAACAAGAAUAAGAAAUCUGGAAUUUGGAAUCCAUUUAUAAGGAGAUUCGUGUUUAAGGCUCGCACGAUGAGUCUAUCAACCAAUGUGCUUGUUCUAUGUUUGGUGAUAUGCUUAGCAAUCGUAGUAGAAUCUGCCCCUCUCAGAUCAAGUGCACUGUCGGGUAUGAUCAAUUUCACGAAGGAUGGAAAGAUUAAGUUCAAGUUCAAGGAUAAGAAGAACAAGAGAAAAAAGUUUUUGGCUUGGGAUCCUGUAAAUAGAGCAUUUGUGAAAAUAAAAAACCCAUUCGUAUUGGAAGGAACAACACCUCCACCUCAAACGACUACAAAAAAGCAAAAGAAACGGAAACAGAAAAAGAAACGACAAUAACAAUAACAACGACAUAAAUUAACGAAGGAUGUACUCGCUGACGGUUCAUAACAAAUAAAGAAAAAUACAUUUGCACAAUGUCACAAUAAAAAGCUUUACGCGACCGAUCUAGAAAUAUUAAACAUAUCUUGAGUUAAUAAUACAUGUUUAAUUGUAUGACUGAAUACCACACUUGUUGAACAAAACUACACUUUAUAUUUGCUUGCUUUUAA